Molecule: messenger RNA, 1818 nt
Organism: Colletotrichum fioriniae
Lineage: Eukaryota; Fungi; Ascomycota; Sordariomycetes; Glomerellales; Glomerellaceae
Source: RefSeq, a predicted model, not a curated record
AUGCCAGCUGGGGAUACUAUUGAACAGUCCCUCUCUGAGUCUCAACGUAGAGAGGGCUCAUACGAUAUGAAGUACUACGAAGAUGUAUCGCUAGACGAGAAGAGGGGUAUCCAGCCGCGGCCAGAUGCGCCGACCGACGAAGAGUUGCAGACUCUGAGGAGAGUUUCAGACCAUAUUCCCUUUAAGCUCUUCACUAUCGCCUUUGUCGAGCUGUGCGAGCGCUUCUCGUACUACGGCUCCGUUAUUGUCGUGAUUACCAACUUCAUCCAACAACCUCUCCCAGCUGGUUCCACGACCGGCGCCGCGCCCAACGGCCAACCUGGUGCGCUUGGAAUGGGCCAGCAGGCAUCAACGGGUAUAACGACCUUCAACCAGUUCUGGCAGUACUUCAUGCCCUUAUUCGGCGCCUGGGUCGCCGACAAGUACUGGGGACGGUACAAGACCAUCUGCAUCUCCAUCGCCAUUGAUCUCGUAGGUCACUUGAUUCUCAUAUCUGCCGCCAUCCCACCUGUCAUCACCAAGCCAGCCGGAAACUCGCUAUCGGCACUGCUUGUCGGCAUGAUAACGAUUGGAUUUGCCACGGGAGGUUUCAAACCCAACGUCAGUCCCUUAAUCGCGGAGCAGCUCGAGAUCGACCACUUGACCGUACGGACGCUCCCGACGGGGGAGAAGGUCAUUGUCGAUCCUGCCAUCACCAUCAACAGGGUUUACAACUGGUUCUACAUGUUCAUCAACAUUGGCGCUCUGGUCGGCCAGAUCUCCAUGGUCUACGCCGAGAAGUAUGUCGGUUUCUGGCUGAGCUUCACGCUGCCGACCUGCAUGCUGGCGCUGUGCCCCCUGGUCAUGUGGUGGGGAAAGGGUAGAUAUCGCGAUCAGCCCCCGACGGGCUCGGUUUUGGGACCGGCUCUGCGGACGUUUCUCUUUGCUCAAAAGGGUAGAUGGUCGAUUAACCCUGUUACGACAUGGAGGAACAUGCACGACGGGACCUUCUGGGAGCGGGUCAAGCCUUCGAACUUCUCUGAUGCGACGCGGCCGAAGUGGAUGACCUUUGACGAUGCCUGGGUAGAAGAGCUGCGUCGUGGCUUCGCAGCUUGUGCCGUCUUUUCAUGGUAUCCCAUCUACUGGCUCUCGUACAAUCAAUUCUCGCAAGCCGCCACGAUGCAGCUCAACGGCCUCCCCAACGACAUCCUCUCCAACCUCGACCCCAUAGCCCUCAUCCUCUUCAUCCCGCUCUGCGACCUGGUCCUCUACCCGACCCUCCGCAAGCUCAGGAUCCCCUUCACGCCCAUCAAGAAGAUCGCUUUCGGCUUCUUUACCGGCGCCAUGGCCAUGGUUUGGGCUUGCGUGCUGCAGUACUACAUCUAUAAACGCUCCGCUUGCGGCCAGUUCGCCUCGGGUACUUUACCCAACGGCGACCCCUGCCCUCCCGUCGAUAUCCUCGUCUGGGCCCAGACGGGUGCCUACGUGCUCAUCGCCCUGUCCGAGAUCUUUGCCAGCAUCACAAGCCUCGAGUACGCCUUCAGCAAGGCGCCCAAAAACAUGCGGUCCAUGGUCCAGGCCGUGGCGCUCUUCAUGUCGGCCAUCUCGGCGGCGCUGGGGCAGGCUUUCACGCCUUUGAGCACCGACCCGUACCUGGUGUGGAACUACGGCAUCGUGGCCGUGCUGGCUGGUGUGGCGGGUGUUAUCUUCUGGUUCCAGUUCAGGGAUUUGGAUAAGGAGGAAGAUGCGAUGAACGAGUUGCCCGAGGGUCGUGUUGGGCAGGGUGCCGCUGCUGCUACUGAGAUGUCACGGAUGGACAACAGUGGGAAGAGGGACUGA